AUUGUGCGACAAUUAUUGUAGUCUUUACAUGGUGGCGGAACCGCGGAGGCAGGAGUUAGCUCGCAAUGUAUCACUAUAUAGCGAGCAACUAAUCAAUUAGCUUGUUAAUUAUUUAAUUAACACGGCACAUAUUAUCUUUAAUUUAAUGUGACGAUGUAUAAUUUGCUGUUAUUAGUUCCUAAGGUAGUCAGCACUUAGUGUCUUAGCCUAGCUUAGUUUAGCCUUUUAGCUAAACAGCAUUGCUCAACACAGUUUCAACAGAGAUGUGUCACAAUAAGGGAGACACUUGUACCAGUAAUAUCUUCAAGCCAGUGUGACUAAGUUACAACACUGUCGUUCAUGUGCUAAAUAGACUUUUGGUUGAAUAGGUUUUCUUCGAAACUGGGGCUGCCUCCGAAGCGUUCACAACAUGUUGAACAUUCCCACCCAGUCGUUCCCUGCGCCGUGUUCCCAGCAGCGGGUCGCUCCGUCCGGCCAGUCCGGCAGGAACAAGGUGUCCUUGAAGCCUGGCCACAGUCUAAUGGACUGGAUUCGGUUUUCCAAGAGUGGAAAGGAUCUGACAGGGCUCAGAGGGCGCCUGAUAGAAGUUACCAAGGACGAGCUGCAGAAGCACAACACAAAAGAUGACUGCUGGACAUGCAUACGAGGUAUGGUUUACAAUGUGACCCCCUACAUGGACUACCACCCUGGUGGAGAAGAGGAGCUGAUGAAGGCAGCUGGGAUAGAUGGCACUGACCUGUUUGACCAGGUCCAUCGCUGGGUAAACUAUGAGUCCAUGUUAAAAGAAUGCCUGGUGGGCAGGAUGGCCACAAUAACUAUUAAAGCUAUCAUCCCUUCUCCACCAGCGAAUAGCCUCGCCCCACCUAAGUCAGUGGCUCCUCCCCCAGACAAAGACUCUCGGCCUCGGUUCGACUGGUUCCAAACUGAUGUGACUGUUCAUCUGGUCGUUUAUGUUAAAAGAAAGAUCCCCAGCUCAGGCUGUACCAUUGUUGACCUCGAGGCAGGUGUUCUACGACUGGAAGUGCUGCUGGGGAAAAUGUCCUACAUGAUACAUUUACGUCUAGCUGAUGAAGUUGAAGAAAACGUUGCUGUCCACCCUGCCUUAGUGGGAAAGAUCCAAGUCACCAUACGCAAACAUACUAAAGGAAAAUGGACAAGUCUUGGUCAACCAAUGGAAUUUCACAAUACAUUUCUACGCAAAAAAGACAGAGUUUUCCACUAUCGGGAUUGUGUGUUGGUGUCUAAGACUGAGGUGAAUCAUAACACGCACCUGUUCAGAUUGAAACCUCCAUGUGGGACUGUCAUGCAUGUGCCUGUUGGAAAACAUGUCUACCUCAAAACCCUCGUUCAAGACACGGAGGUGGUGAGGCCAUACACUGUAGUAGAUCAGAACCUGGCAGCAGCCUCCUGCCACUCGCAGGAAUCCGACCUCUACCUCAUGAUCAAAGUUUACCCUGACGGAGUGUUCACCCCACAUUUCAACAGCCUGCACAUCGGUGACUGUAUAUCCGUUAGUGGUCCAGAGGGGACCUUCAGUCUCCGCCCCCUUCGUGAUGUCACAUACCUCUACCUAUUAGCAGCAGGCACAGGGUUCACACCCAUGGCUCGCCUCAUCCAACAGGCCCUGCAGGACAUCGACACCAUCAGAAAAACCAAGCUGCUCUUUUUUAACCGACGUGAGGAGGACAUUCUGUGGCGCUGUGAACUGGAUGGACUGGCUGCUAAUAGUGAGAGGUUUCAGGUGGAUUACGUCCUCUCUGAUCCCUGUGAAGGUUGGAGCGGCAGGACGGGUCGGGUGGAUGAGUCCAUGCUCAAAGAUUUCAUCAACAGGCCAGAUGGGUCCAAAUGCUAUGUGUGUGUGUGCGGCCCCACUGCCUUUACAGAGUUUACAAUAGGGUUGUUGAAGCAGCAGGGCUUCAGUGAAGAGGAGCUCCACGCCUUCCAGGGCUGAUGAGCUCGGCCUCGAGAACCUACUCCACCCUGCAAAGACUGUGUGCCUGUGAGUGAGAGCGAGAGAGAGAGAGAGUCCAUUUUAAUUUAAACAUUGUAUUUCUAUGCACCAAGGACCUGAUGAUGCUGACAGCAGGCAACACACCUCCAGACUGAUGGGCUGUAAAGAAAAUGACAGUCACAGUGCAGUAAGAUUAUUAUCAUUGUGGACAGUUCGGUCAAUAGAGUUCAUGAAAACUAUAAGUUGAAACAUUGUAAAGAUGUGUCAAAUAAAAGCAGUGAAGUAUACUGAGA
Molecule: messenger RNA, 2244 nt
Organism: Cottoperca gobio
Lineage: Eukaryota; Metazoa; Chordata; Actinopteri; Perciformes; Bovichtidae
Gene: cyb5r4
Product: cytochrome b5 reductase 4
Biological process (GO): superoxide metabolic process
Cellular component (GO): cytoplasm; endoplasmic reticulum
Molecular function (GO): cytochrome-b5 reductase activity, acting on NAD(P)H; heme binding
Source: RefSeq, a predicted model, not a curated record